Molecule: messenger RNA, 19563 nt
Organism: Numida meleagris (helmeted guineafowl)
Lineage: Eukaryota; Metazoa; Chordata; Aves; Galliformes; Numididae
Gene: NRXN3
Product: neurexin 3
Exons: 20
Coding region: 638-5665 (1675 amino acids)
Source: RefSeq, a predicted model, not a curated record
AAGAUGUUACUGCAUAGGAGAAGGAAAACUUCAAGAGUGAUCAAAAUGGCUCAUCAAGGUUGGAAGGGCAGCUCAAGGUCCUGCAAGUUCUCUGAGUGCCAAGCAUUGAAUUAUGAGCUGGAGUGCCACCAGUGCACCAUGAAGAUUGACUUCACUUUUGCCCUCCCAAGGAUUGCAUACUUUAUGAAUUCACUUUCUCUUCCAUCUUACUGCCACCUCCUUCAACACUGUCAUCACUUCUAGGAAACCAGAAUCAGAGGCUUCGGUUUCAUCUCUACCUUUCCUCUCUCCCAGGAACAACCAGUGUCACCUUUGUGUUCUACCAAAACAAACUACUGUGGGUUAUUUUGCCCUUCAAAAAGUACACCAGCUGAAGAAGUCACUUCGUAUACCCUGUACAUCUGAGAUAAAGGCCUCUGGAUCCUAAAGGAUAAUUGAGAUUUUUGCUUGGAGAGGAGGCAUUUCUUCUUGGUCACGUGCCCUUGCUAUUUCUCUUUCCAUCUGCUCUCCCUCCCUCUGUCAAUUUGUGCUCUCCUCUUCCUGUUGGAUUUAACAGAUUCAGGGCUGACUGCUGGAGUUGUCCUCCCAGUAGUGUGGCUUUUGUUUUUCUCCCAGUGAAGAGCAGAUUCUUGAAACAAUGGGCUUCACUCUGCACUCUGUCUACUUCACUUUGAAGGUGAGUUUGCUGCUGGGCUCCUUGCUGGGUCUCUCUUUGGGUCUGGAGUUCAUGGGCAUCCCCAACCAGUGGGCCCGCUACCUCCGCUGGGAUGCCAGCGCUAGAAGUGAACUCAGCUUCCAGUUCAAGACCAAUGUCUCUGCUGGGCUGCUUCUCUACUUUGAUGAUGGUGGUGUCUGUGACUUCCUCUGUCUGUCUCUUGUCGAUGGGCGCAUCCAGCUCCAGUUCAGUGUGGACUGUGCAGAGACUACAGUUAUCACAGAUAAGCAGGUCAACGACAGCAACUGGCACUUCCUGAUGGUCAGCCGCAAUCACCUUCGGACAGUGCUAGUGCUGGAUGGUGAAGCCAAACCAGGUGAGGUGCGUCCACAACGCCAGUAUAUGAAUAUCGUCAGUGACCUUUUUGUGGGUGGAGUCCCUUUGGACAUCCGUCCUGCCGCCUUGACCCUUGAUGGUGUUCUGAGUGAGCCUCCAUUUCAAGGAUUUAUUCUGGAUCUGAAAUAUGGCAACUCUGAGCCGCAGCUCCUGGGCAGUCAAGGAGUCCGACUGGAAAUGGAAGGGCUCUGUGCAGAAAACCCGUGUGAAAAUGGUGGCACUUGCUUUCUCCUGGAUGGUGAGCCACACUGUGACUGCUCAGCUACUGGGUAUGCUGGCAAGCUGUGUUCUGAAGCGCGAGAUGAGAACAUGGCCACUUUCCGUGGUUCUGAAUACCUUUGCUAUGACCUGUCUCAAAACCCCAUCCAGAGCAGCAGCGAUGAGAUCACUCUCUCCUUCAAGACAUGGCAACGCAACGGGCUCAUUCUGCACACCGGCAAGUCUGCUGAUUAUGUCAACCUGGCCCUGAAAGAUGGUGCCGUCUCGCUGGUCAUUAACCUGGGGUCUGGGGCCUUCGAGGCCAUUGUGGAGCCUGUCAAUGGCAAAUUCAAUGACAACGCAUGGCAUGACGUUAAGGUGACGCGCAACUUGCGGCAGGUGACCAUCUCUGUGGAUGGCAUCCUUACCACCACGGGCUACACACAGGAGGACUACACCAUGCUGGGCUCAGAUGACUUCUUCUAUGUGGGAGGGAGCCCCAGUACUGCUGAUUUACCUGGCUCUCCUGUAAGCAACAACUUCAUGGGCUGCCUCAAAGAGGUUGUUUAUAAGAAUAAUGACAUUCGUCUGGAGCUGUCUCGCUUGGCACAAAUCGGUGAUACUAAGAUGAAGAUCUAUGGAGAAGUGAAAUUUGUAUGUGAGAAUGUGGCUACACUGGACCCCAUCAGCUUUGAGACACCUGAAGCAUAUAUUAGUUUGCCCAAAUGGAACACCAAAAGGAUGGGCUCCAUCUCAUUUGAUUUCCGAACCACCGAACCCAAUGGGCUAAUACUUUUCACCCAUGGCAAGCCUCAGGAGAGGAAAGAUGCUAGGAGCCAGAAAAAUACAAAGGUAGACUUCUUUGCAGUUGAACUUCUAGAUGGGAACCUCUACUUGUUGCUGGACAUGGGCUCUGGGACCAUUAAAGUCAAAGCCACGCAGAAGAAAGCCAAUGAUGGGGAGUGGUAUCAUGUGGAUAUUCAACGAGAUGGAAGAUCAGGCACUAUAUCAGUGAAUAGCAGACGCACCCCAUUCACUGCUAGUGGAGAGAGUGAGAUCCUAGAUCUGGAAGGUGACAUGUACCUGGGUGGGCUGCCGGAGAACCGGGCAGGACUCAUCCUUCCCACUGAGCUCUGGACAGCAAUGCUGAACUAUGGCUAUGUUGGCUGUAUCCGAGACUUGUUCAUCGAUGGGCGAAGCAAGAACAUCCGGCAGCUGGCAGAGGCACAGAAUGCAGCAGGCGUCAAGUCCUCCUGCUCCCGCCUGAGUACCAAGCAAUGUGACAGCUACCCGUGUAAGAAUAACGCAGUCUGCAAGGAUGGCUGGAACCGCUUCAUUUGUGACUGCACUGGCACUGGCUAUUGGGGGAGAACAUGUGAGCGAGAGGCCUCUAUCUUGAGCUAUGAUGGCAGCAUGUACAUGAAGAUCAUCAUGCCUAUGGUCAUGCAUACUGAAGCAGAAGAUGUAUCCUUCCGUUUCAUGUCCCAGCGUGCCUAUGGGCUGUUGAUGGCAACCACCUCACGAGAUUCUGCUGACACUCUGCGCCUGGAGCUGGAUGGAGGCCGUGUCAAACUUAUGGUCAACUUAGACUGUAUCAGGAUAAACUGUAACGCCAGCAAGGGACCUGAAACUCUUUAUGCGGGGCAGAAACUCAAUGACAAUGAGUGGCACACUGUUCGGGUUGUUCGACGUGGAAAGAGCCUCAAACUAAUGGUGGAUGAUGAUGUUGCUGAGGGCACAAUGGUUGGUGAUCAUACCCGCUUGGAGUUCCAUAACAUUGAGACAGGGAUCAUGACAGAGAAACGUUACAUUUCUGUCAUCCCUUCCAGCUUUAUUGGUCACCUUCAGAGCCUCAUGUUCAAUGGGAUGCUCUACAUUGACCUGUGCAAGAAUGGUGAUAUUGACUAUUGUGAACUGAAGGCACGCUUUGGUCUCCGCAACAUUAUAGCUGACCCUGUGACAUUCAAGACUAAGAGCAGCUACCUGAGUCUGGCCACCUUGCAGGCUUAUACAUCCAUGCACCUCUUCUUUCAGUUCAAGACCACUUCAGCUGAUGGUUUCAUCCUCUUUAACAGUGGCGAUGGCAAUGACUUUAUUGCAGUUGAACUAGUCAAGGGCUAUAUACACUAUGUGUUUGACCUUGGGAAUGGACCCAAUGUUAUUAAAGGCAACAGUGACCGUCCUCUUAAUGACAACCAGUGGCACAAUGUUGUCAUCACCAGAGAUAACAGUAACACACACAGUCUAAAGGUGGACACUAAGAUGGUCACUCAAGUUAUCAAUGGUGCCAAAAAUCUGGAUCUUAAAGGUGAUCUCUACAUUGCUGGUCUAGCUCAAGGCAUGUACAGCAACCUCCCAAAGCUGGUGGCCUCACGUGAUGGAUUUCAGGGCUGUCUAGCAUCGGUGGACUUGAAUGGGCGUCUGCCUGAUCUAAUCAAUGACGCUCUGCACCGCAGUGGGCAGAUUGAGCGUGGAUGUGAAGGACCAAGCACUACCUGCCAGGAAGAUUCCUGUGCAAAUCAGGGUAUCUGUAAUCAGCAGUGGGAAGGCUUCACCUGUGAUUGCUCCAUGACUUCGUAUUCUGGGAGCCAGUGUAAUGACCCUGGUGCCACGUACAUAUUUGGGAAGAGUGGAGGCCUCAUCUUGUACACCUGGCCAGCUAAUGACAGACCAAGCACAAGGACAGACCGUCUUGCUGUGGGCUUCAGCACAACAGUGAAGGAUGGCAUUCUUGUACGAAUUGACAGUGCCCCUGGACUUGGUGAUUUUCUACAACUGCACAUAGAGCAAGGCAAGAUUGGUGUAGUCUUCAACAUUGGCACAGUGGAUAUCUCUAUUAAAGAGGAAAGCACACCUGUGAACGAUGGCAAGUACCACGUGGUGCGCUUUACCAGGAAUGGCGGCAAUGCUACGCUUCAAGUUGACAGCUGGCCAGUGAAUGAACACUACCCAACAGGCAACACUGAUAGUGAACGGUUCCAAAUGGUAAAACAGAAAAUCCCCUUCAAAUAUAACCGGCCUGUAGAGGAGUGGCUGCAGGAAAAAGAUGAUGCAACACCGCAUCACCACUUGACUUCGAGACCUGCCACGACGACCACCAAAAUUGGACGACAGUUAACGAUCUUCAACACCCAGGCGCAAAUAGCCAUAGGAGGAAAAGACAGAGGGCGUCUCUUCCAAGGCCAACUCUCCGGUCUCUAUUACAAUGGCUUGAAAGUGCUGAACAUGGCAGCAGAGAACAACCCAAACAUUAAAAUCAAUGGAAGUGUCCGACUUGUUGGGGAGGUCCCUUCCAUCUUGGGAACAACACCCACAACCUCCGUGCCACCAGAAAUGUCUACUACAGUCAUGGAAACCACAACUACAAUGGCCACUACUACAACCCGAAAAAAUCGUUCACCACCUAGCAUCCAGACAACAGAUGACAUUGUUUCAUCCGCUGAAUGUUCUAGCGAUGAUGAAGACUUCAUUGACUGUGAACCCAGUACAGGAGGUGAAUUAGUUAUUCCUCUACUUGUAGAAGACCCUUUAGAUAUCCCUCCUAUUGCUACUCGUGCACCUUUCAUUACACUUCCCCCUACCUUUCGCCCCCUCCUCACCAUUAUUGAGACCACCAAAGAUUCCCUGUCCAUGACCUCUGAGGCGGGGUUACCUUGCUUGUCGGACCAAGGCAGCGAUGGUUGUGAUGAUGAUGGCUUGGUGAUAUCUGGGUAUGGCUCAGGGGAAACCUUUGACUCUAACCUACCCCCUACUGAUGAUGAAGAUUUUUACACCACCUUCUCCUUGGUAACAGAUAAGAGUCUUUCCACUUCAAUCUUCGAAGGUGGCUACAAAGCACACGCACCCAAGUGGGAAUCCAAGGACUUUAGACCUAACAAAGUCUCCGAAACUGGUAGGACUACUACCACGUCUUUGUCCCCUGAGCUGAUCCGCUCCACAGCUUCGUCCUCGACUGGGAUGGUACCCAAAUUGCCAGCCGGCAAAAUGAAUAACCGUGAGCUCAAACCCCAGCCUGACAUAGUCUUGCUUCCGUUGCCCACUGCCUAUGAGCUAGACAGCACAAAGCUGAAGAGCCCGCUAAUCACUUCCCCCAUGUUCCGUAAUGUGCCCACAGCAAACCCCACGGAGCCAGGAAUCAGACGGGUUCCGGGGGCCUCAGAGGUGGUCCGCGAGUCGAGCAGCACAACGGGGAUGGUCGUCGGCAUUGUGGCUGCUGCCGCCCUCUGCAUCCUCAUCCUCCUGUACGCCAUGUACAAGUACAGGAACAGGGACGAGGGGUCCUAUCAGGUGGACGAGACGCGAAACUACAUCAGCAACUCAGCCCAGAGCAACGGCACGCUCAUGAAGGAGAAGCAGCAGAGCUCAAAGAGUGGCCACAAGAAACAGAAAAACAAGGACAAAGAGUAUUAUGUGUAAAAAAGAAUACUUAUUUAUAUAUAAAUAUAUAAAUACUUAAUGAGAUUUAACUAUCAGAACCAUUGCAGUGAACGAGAUUAGGACAUAUCGUUUGUGGGAAAAAGUAUUGGGAAAAAAAAAUAUCAGCAGUGACUGUUAAUGUCUCAGUCAUCACUUGGAGUCAGCAAACUCUGCCCUAAUGUAUUAUAAAGCACACUUAGCGUUCUGGAGAUGGCGCAUACAGCUCUGCCCUGUUAGUGAACUUGGAUGUCUCCAAAUCUCCUCCUCCGCUGAACUUUCUGCAAAAGUAGAAGACUUCAUGGCUUACUUGUUUCAUAUCUCCAAGUGAGUCUUUAACAAUGUUCGUGAUUCCUGACUGUAUCAAUAAUUUUUCAGUUUACUUAUUUAAAAAAAAAAAAAAGGAAAGAAAAGAAAAAGAAAAAAAAUGCAAACAUUAUUAAACAACAAAAAAAUACCAAACAAACUGAUCUGGCUGUGUCCAGCACACAUAAUUUUUUGAGAUUGGAGGAGGGGAAUAAAUGAUUUUGGAGAUUGUUGGAUUUUGGUUUGGUUUGGUUUCUUGGGUUGUUUUAUUUUUGAUUUUGUUUACUUUCGGGUGUGGGAGGAAAGGGUGGAGAGGAAUGUUGUGGGGGUGGGGAGCAUGAACCAGGGAUAUGUGUUGAGAAGAAAUCUCGGAAAAGAAAAAAUCCAUAAUAAAUAAAGAGAGACUAUUGCCAUAUAUGAACUUAAAAGCUACUCAUGGUGUUUACUCUGCAUAUCUGGUUGUGUUGUCUCUAGAAACCGUCGUCUUGCAGUAAGUUAUUUGCUAACAAUGCAGUGAAAGUGUGUGAUGGGUGCUGAUGAAGAAAAUUAUCAUGGAAAGCUGGUCCCCUUGGAUCUGCCUCCAGGAUUUGCAAAUGAACUGAAGAAUAGAUGGGUUUGGGUCUGUUCUGAUCAGAAUUAUUAGCAUUAUUUGAGAACAUCACUUAGUAUGCAUUAGCACAGCCAAACUAUGGUUAAGAAGAUUUGAAGAUUCAAAAAAAGAAUGCUUAAGAAACAGUCACUCUGAGCUAAAUAUACCAUGCAAAAAUAAAGGAGCCUUUUUCCGGGUUCUGGUUCUGUGACUGAUUGCAACGCAUGCAAAAAAAAUAAUAAAUCAGUCUAAUAAAGAGAUCAGAAAGAGACCACUGGAGUUCAACUUGUGAUAAGACCCAUAAAGUGUAUGAAAAGUUAAACACUUGUAAAAGAAUGCAAAAAUGUAUAGUGUUUUUUUUUUUUGACAUGAAACUGUUUUUUCAUAUGUAAUAUUUUAAUUUUGUAGCUUGACAUUUCAGAUCAUCUCUGUCUUUCCAUUUGCCCUAUUCUCUCUUUUCCUUCUCUUUUAUAUAAAAGAAAAUAAAGCUGCUGUGACACACAAAAUAAUAAAGAAAAAGGAAUUUAAUAAUAUUAUAUAUAUAUGCACACAGAUAUAUUUAUCAUGGUAUGUUUGAUGGGACGACUGGAACAGAAGUUCUGUUAUGGUCUUAAUGUGGAACGAGAAUGUUCUUGAAGAACAAAGUAAAAAGAAACAGAAAACAAAAGCAAACCAUAAAAUGUGAAGAAAGCGUGUGUUUUAGCUUUGUCACAGUUACCUGUGUCAAGAAAAAAAAUUCUGAAAGUUUGUUUACAUAUUUUACUACUAUUUUUUUUGCUAGUAUAAUUUCUAUAUGAAUAUCCUGAAGGUGUAUAUACUGUUUUAUGGUUAAAUUGGGAAUGUCUUUUGUUUUUAACUGAUUUAAUUUGGUUGUUUGGUUUCUACAUUUUCCCAGUUACUGUGAAACGGAUUAUCUUACUGUAUAGAAAAAUAGCCAGGUGGUUUGAUGGCCAUGCCUGUCAUGUGGGGAAAAAAAAGCAAAUGAGGGAGAAAGAGAGACAGAGAGGAAACCAACAAAAAACAAGAGGGAUUGAGAACUCUGGAAUAUCAGAAAUGUACACUUUUUCUGUAUACAGAUGAAAACUAAUCAGCUGCUUAGGUCUAGAAAUCUACUCUUGCUGGUGUUUAUAAGUCGCAUGAAUAUUUGACUUUGAAGAAGUGUCAUCAAAUACACACACGCACGUGGGAACUUAAAUUCAAACAAACAGGUUUCUCAAACACUUAGAGAAGCCGCUUUCAUGUUAACAAAUAUUUUCAGUGUGUACGUGUGUGUGGUGCGUGUGUGAGAGGUUGAGCUUUUUUUUCCUUUUUUAUUUUUUAUACUAAAAAGAAAAAAAGACAGGUUUUAAAAAGGUAUGAAAGCACGAUUUUAGAUGAUUUAACUGGCCAAAACUAUAUAGAGUUGAUUAUAUCUUGAUGUCUGUAAAAGAUUGCUGUUCUUGGAGUCUUGGAGUCUUGUGAAAUGAUUUCCUUUCUACCCUUCCUUUUUGCUUUCCUUUUUUAAGUUAGCAGGAAAAAAACAAUUACACUUUCCUUUUUUUGUGUAAGUUUCUAUUGGACGGUUUUGGGGAACAUGUGCAUUUCUGUAUGUGGGCUUCUACCAUAUCCCUGUUGCUUUAUGGACGAUCUUAAGAAUUUUUAUUUGAGUUAUUGUGAUGUUAUUGCUUUUUUCAUCGUUCUUUUUCUUCUUCCUUUUUUGAUUCUUUUUCUUUUCUUAUUUGCAUUUUGUUUAAAGAUAUGCUUAGCAAUAAAAUGUUCUUCCCAAAGCCCUGGAUGUUGCCGGUUUUUUAUUUCCAAAAGACUUAAGGGAAGUUCUAACCCUUUAAAUAUGAAAAUCAUUCUCUAAUGCAAGUAUCCCACACGAUAUCUAGUCAUCACUAGAUUACAAAAUCAUGUUUGUUAUUCUGUCUUUAGUCCAAUGAAUCUUAAUUCUUUCCUUUGCAAGGCAUAAAUUCAACUUGAGAGUAGAGUCUACUUCAUACCACUCUCUAUCAUCACCACAGUGGGUAGAAGAGUAGUUCUCUGGUUUCUUUUUUUUUUUUUUCUUUUUUUGCUGCAAUGCUUGCAUGGGUGAGAAUAUUCAUGUAUAUGUAUUUUUCAUUUAACUAUAUUCAGUUCUUUUGUGAAUCAUGUUUUAACACCUUAUAGAUCCCUCACAAGGCUCUAAACCAGAAGUUCCUGUCUAAACUUCUCUUCGCAUUUGUCCCUCUCCUAAAAUCAUGACAUUCCUUAGUGAUGACUGGUAUCUAACAUUCCCAGUACUGUAACAGUCAUUUGGCAUGAGAAAGAUCUAGGUCUGGAUGUAACAACAAUCUCUUCUCAAAUGUUCUAAAAAAAAAAAAAAAAAAGAUAUCUUUGCCUCAGUGCUUUUCUUCAAACCUGUUGUACUUCACACGAUUAUAAAAUGUUACGUGAAGCAAGAAAUUUCAGCCUGAAGUACCCUAACCCUGGGACUACAGCCACUCCUUUUGAUUUUCUCUAAUGAAAUAUCACGUAAUGAACAUUUUGUUACUUGGGCUAAGUGAAAGUAUCAGAAAGGAGGCUUCAUUUUUGCAUAAAAGGUGUAUGCUUAUUGUGCAGUUUUGGCUGAUCACAAAAUCUCAGAGUUGUUGAGGAUGAAAGGGACUUCUGGAGAUCAUCUACUGCAGGCUCUACCUCUCCAAAUCUGAGCCAGCUUUGGAGACCUCAGGGACCAUGUCCAGUUAUGCUUUUAAUAUCCCCACAGAUUACAUAACCUCUUCGGGCAGCCCUCAUAGUAAGCAAGCUUUUUUGUUGUGUUCAGAUGAGAUGUGUUUUGAUGCACACCAUUUCUUCUUGUUCUUUUUCUGAGCACCACAGAAAAGAGCUUGUUUUAGUCUUCUUUCUAUCUGCAAUUUAUACACUAUUUAUAACAGUCCCCUCCCUGAACAUUCUCUUCUCCAGGCUGAACAGCUCUAUCGGCAUCUUCUUGUACAACAGAUGCUCCAACUCCUUCUCCAUCUUUCUGGCCCUUUGUUGGACUUGCUCCAAUUUCUGUAAGAUUUGGAGUAGACACAAUUACCAUACCAUGAUCUCUCAGCUAGGAAUAUAGCUCUUUUUUCAAGGACCAAGGCUUGGCAGAUGCUUCUCUCAGCAUUUUUCUACAGGUAAGCAACAUCUCACUUUUUGAUGAUCCCUGUAUGAGAUACAUAGUCUAGUCUUCCUGAAACUGUUCAGCACAUCACAGAAACUGUUCUGCUUAUUGCAGAGGUUCUUCACAACCUCCCAAGGCCAAAUGCUAAAACACUUUGUGAAGAUCUGAGCACAGACACGCUCCAUCCUUCCCAGUUCUAGUGUUACAGGAAAGGAAUAAUGAGUAAUCUUCGUAGCUGGUUCAUUUUCCAGGUACUUCUGUUCCUGUCUACACACUGGGAUAGAAGGGCAGAGAGGCUACUCUUCUCUACAGUUGCUUUGGGUGGCUGGUUUUACUUCCCAAGAAAUGAGAAAAUAGUCUUCAGAGAGUUUAGUCACAACAAUUAAAAAAUAAACAUAUCUGCUCCUAAAUUCAGUCACUGGGUGUUGCUAACUCCUAGCAAAGGCAAAGGCACAUUAAUUAUAAUUAAUGGAUGUGACUCAACACUUAAAGCUGAAGGUAGGCAUAUAUUUUAAAUUAAACACACACUUUUUAAAGCUAUCACUGUGAAGGGAACCUCCAGGAUCACAAAGUCUAGUCAUAUGUCCUGUGAGUAUGUACAGAUAGAUAGAAUCAUUAAAGUUGGAAAAGACCACUAGGAUCAUCUAAGUCCAACCACUGACCCAUUACAAUGCUGGCUAAAUCAUGUCUCUAAGUACCACAUUCACAUUUCUUGAAAAUCUCUAGGGACAGUGACUUCUCCACUUCCCUGGGCAGCCUGUUCUGUGUAGCUGUUGCUAUUCUAUGACACCAAGUCUCUAGAUGCCAAGGUUGGUAGAAGAUAAUACUUUAUGGAUGAACAAACCACUGCCUCACAUUCAAGCUAAGGCAGUGAGAGGGAAAGGUAACAGGCUUGCUUCCAGCUCUCAGCAUCACUCUGGGGAGACCAGAGACACUCCCAAGAGAAGAAAGACUAUUGCCUGGAUGGGUUCUGAGAAGAAAUUUGCCAUAAUUGCAAUGAAAUAAUUUCAACUACAGCUAUCAUUAUAAAUGUAAGAGGUUGGAGUGGGAGGUCUUGCCUAAGUCUUACUGGAAAACUUUCACCAGUGAGGACUAUCAACAUUUGUUGGGUCAUUUAAGAAACAAAUUAAAACUUAUCUAACUUCAUGGAACACUAUGUCAGAUUGUUUGUUUCAUCUCAUUCUAGUUUCUCCUCAGAUCAUGCACAUUGCAAUAUUUUCUGUCUCCAAAUGUUUCUGAUAACCUGUGUUCUCUGGAGGGCCUGUUCACAUCGUGUUUCACUGACUUACAGAUACGGUGCCAUUCAAACAUAAAUUUUCAGUAAACAUUUUAGUCUACGGGGAAUUGAUGUUUAUAGUUUGUUCACAUGGAUAGAGAGAAGACCAGAGCGUGCACUCACAAGAGAUCAUGUUGGACUGCAUACACCUGAAAAAGGGCUUAAAGGUAUUUAAGUGGAAAAUUCUUACUGAAAACAGGGAAAAUCAGCUACACAAAUACCUGUAAAAAUUGAAGUCAUGUCACUGUAACGGUCACAGAAUGUCAAACAACUAGUGUUAAUUGAAUUGCUUGGGCUUUUACUGUAUGAAAUAAUACAGGCAAGUGGUGGACAAGAUCCCUGUAAACAUAUGGUUUACAGUAUUACCUGCCACCAGAGCAGGAGCCAAAUUCAGAGGGCUCAAAUUCAGAGGCCUGCUAUAAAUUACCUGAAGAAGUCCACUUCAACACACUAGCAGAGAACUGUAUGAGCAUGUUAUUUGCUUAAAUUCAUUUGAAACUGCAUGAUACGGAACCAGCAGAAACGCAAACCGUGCCACCAGGCACAACUUUUGUCAACCACUCCACGUGUCUCUUGUCCAUCUGUUCACAGAAGACAACAAAGAAGCAACUUCAACAUGGUGACAAGCAGCUGGGAAAAAUUUAAACAUGCUUUCUUCAGUGAUUUGUAAGCGAGGCACCAUGCCUAACAGCACUGGCUGGAGCACAGAGAAAAUUAAACUCACUGGAAAAGAUAUUUAAUAAAAUAUCAAUAUAUUUAAUAAUCCUGCCAAAGACUUCAGAACACUAUGAAAAAAAUUACUUGCAUUUCAAGAGUAGUUACAUAAAGUGUUAAAAUACUGGAUCACAAAAUGAGACUGAAUUAUAUAAUGAAAACAACAGUGGAAAGGGGAGAAUUGAAGGUUCUGAAAACCAUCAGUAAUUAUAUCAAAAUGAUUUCCUCAGUUCAGAUAGUACUUCACAGUUCUCAGUCUUACAGUUUGGCAGAGUAAUGUGCAGCCAGAGUAAGCAAGUGGUAGUAACAAGAAAUCUUUAGUAAAGGGAUAGAAAGUGGGAGGAUCAUACACAGAGUAUGAGGAACUCCAUUCUGAGGAACAAUUUCCAAGAGCUAUUUGUAAGAGCAAAUGGAAAGGUAGACACAGCACCCACACGCAGCAUGCAGUCAUGCACAUACUAAAGCACCUGGUGAAGACUGGGAUUUUGGUUUCAUAGAAUGGCUUGGAAGGAACCUCAAUGAUCAGCUAGUUCCAACCCCCCUGCUGUAUGCAGGGUUACCAACCACUGAAUCACGCACUAGAUCAGGCUGCCCAGUGCCCCAUCCAACAUGGCCUUGAGGUCUCCAAGGAUGGGGUAUCCACAGCUUCUCCGGGCAACUUGUUCCAGUGCCUCACCACCCUCUGAGUAAAAAAUUUUCCCUUAACAUCUCAUUCAAGUCUUCCCUCUUAGUUCAAAAUAAUCCCCCUGUCCUAUCACUAUUGUGUAAAAAGUCAGUUUCGCUCCUGAUCCUAAGUAUUGGAAGGCCACAGUGAGGUCUUCCCAGAGCCUUCUCUUUUCCAGGCUGAACAAGCCCAGCCCCCUCAGCCUGUCUUCACAGAAGUGGUGUUCCAGCCCUCUGAUCAUCUUUGUGGCCCUUCAAAGGACCCACACCAACUGCUCCAUGAUUUUUUUUUUUAUGCUGGGGGCCCCAGAACUGGACACAGAACUCCAGAUGGGGUAUCACAAGGGCAGAGCAGAAGGGGACAACCACCUCCCUGCUGGCUGCUCCUCUUUUGUUGCAACCCAGGAUACAGCUGGCCGCCUGGGCUGCACACUGCUGGCUCCUGUUUCCAAAGCCAAGAAAGUAAAAGAAGAGAAGUGUGAGCAAUACUACUGUUUGUGUAAUUCAAAUCAAGCCCUCUUUGUCCAUCUGUAUUAUAGAGUAGAGUUUACUUGCAUCGUUGUUUUCACCCAGAAUCCCAACCUCACCUAGGCAUAAAGAGCAGGACUCUUCCAGUUGGUCUAUUUGCACUAAGUAUUUGAUCCCCAACACUUCUGCUGCAUCAUGUAAUGCUUGAUGGUUUAUUUAGUCUUGACUGUUUGCAGAUUCACAGACAUUAAUUUACAUCUAUAGUUACCUCGUGAGUUGUUGCUUGUAUCUCCUGUGUGUAAGGGUGGAAAAUAAAGAGUCUUGCCUGGGGUUAUAUCCAUGGUUGUAAUAAGAUUAGCCCUCAAAGCUUCCAGACUCCUGCUCUCUUUACUCAUGCCUCUAAAGUACACUGGCUGUGGUGCUGCCAGAGGUAGAAUACAUCCAGUCCUCACAUUAACUUUAUCUUCUCUAAACAAAGACCUGGCUGUCAGUUUUCAAAGACUUAGAGCAUAUAAAAGAAAUGCAGGAACUUCUAAAAAGACAAUAAACCCUUUUCAAACUAAGAAUGAACCAUUUUAGAAUGGAAAGUAUUGGGUUAUCAACUGCUUAUUAAAAAUGCCAACUUAUUUUUAGAUAUACACACUGGUAAAGCCAUAUGUGUAUGAAUUCAUUUGAAUACUCAAAGCAGCUUCUACCAAAAUUCUAUAUUGGCUGCAAAUUCCUGCAGAAAAUCACUGCUUCAAAAUGUAAUAUUUUGCUACAAACAAGUUUUAUAGCAAUUAUGAUAACAUCAAUGCCAAGACAAUAUUAUUACAUCUAAUUAUAGGAAUUAAGACUACGCAUCAUACUACAGUUCUUCAAAUCCUGGGUCAAUGGAAGUUGAGGUUGAUUAUCUUUCACAAUCUGCACUGAAGUGCAUAGUGUUGCCAAGAUUCCAGCUAAAAAAGAUCUUGUUAUCUGGAUAAAUUGGGUUAUAGCUAUUACAAGCACUCAGAACCUAAUACUACUUCCUUUGAAGCUGAUGGCAAAAGUUUCCUUAAAGUAAACGGAGCACAUUCUCAUUCCAUAAUCCUCUGAAACUUUUCCUUUUAAAAUGCUGUGGACUUUUUUUUUUUUCCUUUAACUCAUGGUGUUCACUAAUUUUUAAAAAUAUUAGCCACAUUAUGAUCAGGAACAAAAAUCAUGAUGUUGUGCACUGUAAAGAUUUAUUCAGUAACAAGGUAAAUUUUGGAGAGCAGUUUCUACUCCCUAAAACCUUGCUAACACUGUGUCUAGUAAACUGCCAAAGGCCUAGGAUUCUCAGUUCACUUGACAUUUCUGGGCCUCUCAAAAGGACUAAUCUUUAGCGACCACAAUAUCAAGAUUUCUUCUAUAGAAAAAUAUCAGUAAAUAGAUUUAAAAUUCUUAUUUUUAUAGCUGAUAACACUAUGUAUUAUUACUUUCCCAUUCACCUAGUGCCAUUCUUCUCAAACAAUGGAACAAAAUAAACUUUCUGGGUAAAAGCAAACCCAGUCCAUCAGCUAGGCCAUUGCAUUAAACAUACUGGGCUACUGCACUUAACGUACACAUAUAAGGUAAAUACACCAGACAUAAUACUUUACUAUUUAGCACUAUGUUUUGCCAUACAUCUAAAACAAUAACAUAAUAAGUGAAAUAGCCCAGCAAGAAUAAAACAGAGCAAGGUAAUGCACCUAAUCAUUACUGCACAAGAUUAACUAUAGCGAUUAAGAAAUAUACAUCAUCAGUUGAACCAGAUCAUCUUAGAGGUCUUUUGCAACCAUGAUUCUACAAUUCUAUGAUCACCAGUAAACCAGAUUCUACAACACAAGUUCAUUUGCAUUAUUUUAAUGACAUUUAUACAUUAGCAUUUAUGGUAAAGAGUAUUAAAACACCUUCAAGCUACAGACAAUGUAACUGUCUUUUCUAGAAAACACUCAAGAAAAAAAGUGAGGAAAAAUUCAUACUAUGCAACAUCUCAACCCUAUUGUCCACUUAUGGGGGGCAGAAAUUAACUUACAACCCUGAGCUGAGUCAAAGCCUGGUAUCUAAUAGCCAUUCAUCUUACCAGCCAAGAAAGUUUUCACAAGCUAACUGACCAAUGAAUAAAUUUUAUGGAACAAUUUUCAUCUUUAGUCAGGAGAUUUCUGAACUAUAAAUAGUAGUCUCAUUUUCAAUUCUGUCUCACAGUUUAGGCCAGAAGAGUACUAGCAUCAGACCAGAACCAUCAGAUAUUAUGUUCCAGAGAUAGAGACCAGGGUUGGAACUUCUUUAGGCUCAAGGACUGAAAUAAUAGAGUGGCAAAUGCUGGGUUGAAGACUAUCAGAAUAAAAGGAAAAAUCACAGCACCUUGCAUAUGGCUCAGCCUUGAAUAGCAGACAGACUCCAGUACAUCAGUGAUUCUCUUUAACUGAGCCUUUGGUUGAGAGGUGCAAAUAUGAUGUGGUGACGCAACCUGAAGACCAACUAUCUAUUUCUGGAUGUAGGACAUGCUCUUGCUCUCAACCAUCGAAGUGUCAUUCAGUCUUCAGUCAGGGUAACAAAUUAAAUAAGUUUCAGUACUUUACUGACUCUGAAUUUCUGAGCCAUAGCCCAUUGUCUGCAGUGCAGACAACAAUGAAGACAAUGCAGCAAUGAGGAGACAAUAGCCUCAAAAAACAUUCAGCUCAGAGGCAUUUUAAGUGCAGAGGUGUAGAAAUACAUCCUCCCACACAACACAGGCUCACAUAUAUGGCUAAUUAAAAAAUAAAAAUGGAGAGUCUUAUCCCUAGUGAAACAUUAUUGAAGCAGAGGACAUACCACUAGGGAAGCAUCAGCCCAAGCCUUAGUCUAUGGUUUGAUUUUUCUUUUGUCUUGGCCCUUGCUGGCAACAAUAAAAAAUCCAAAUUAAAAGGUUCUUAUUAGUGAAGUAAGGAGCUGGCAGACUGCAGAUGAAGUGCACAUCAGUGUUGAGGAGGAGGAGAGAAGAGUCUGAAACCCUCUAACGUGCAGAAUAAACAUAGAUAUGGGUUUUAUGCUAAGAACAUUUCUGCUUCUGUGCAGUUAUCUCUCACUGCCAGAAUAGCCCUAAGGAUUAAGAUGGUUUAUUGGGAUCAAAUGCCUUGGAGAUUUAUUAUAGUGCUGACUGUUUACUCAUUCGCAUUAAAAUAUAGAACUAUGCUUACAUCCCUGUAUGUGCAUCUCUCAAUCACAAAUUCUUUCCCAUUCCCUAAACAGGUUAGAUUGGAUUCCCAGUCUAUCCUAUUUUCCAUAUCCAAGAUAAAUCUCCAAAGACAUCUUGCUACGGCUGUGUAGCUGGGCUAUCCCUUUAAAGCUUUGUCAGCAUUAAGAUCUCAGCAUGCGCUGCCAGAGAUUAACACCAAACUUUUGCUAUAGGGUAGUUUAACAGGAAUGGAUAGUGACAAAUGAAUUAGAGACAAAAUGAUCUCAUGGUUAAAAGUAGCUGCGAGUUUGAAGGGAAGGAAAUCCAAUGUCUUGUCCUUUGAACAUAUUUCUACUGCAGGAAUGCCAAAUGUGACUGUGUAGAUAGGAGACUUCUUCAAGUUAUCUGUUGUAUAAAAAUAUGUUCCUCCAACCAAGAGAGUCUGGGGAAGAAUCCUCCUCUCUAAAACAAGAUUAAGUAUUUUUGUUUUUAACUGUUUGUCAACAAAUAAAGUUCCCUUUAAAACAGAGAUGAGUUUCAGUCAUCUUUGCUGGACUCAGUGUCACAAUAAGUAUUAUACUCUUACUGUCCACAUGUUCUCAUGAGCCUAACAGGCACAGUCUAGGAUCCUCCACAACUAAAUACAGAGCCCAAUCUCAUAAGUACGGUUUGAAAACAAGUGAACAGACGCUGUUUUGUCCUAUCCAUCCUGUCACGUCAUGCCACUCGACACCACCAAAAAGAGCUUGGCUCUGUCCUCUUUACAGCCUCACUGCAGGUAUUUGUACUCAUUGCUGGGAUCCCCCUGGGCCUUCUACAGCCUGAACAGUUCCAGCUUGUUCAGCCUUUCCUCAUGUGAAUGAUUCUCUAGUUCCUUAACCAGGUCUUCAUGGCCCUUUGUUGGGCUUUCCUCCAUAGCUCCACACAUCUCUUGUACUGAAGAGGCCAGAACUACACAGAGUACCCCAGGCAUCACCACAUAAGCACUGAGCAGAGAAGGGGAACACUGAGGCCCUUGGAGGAAAAAUGAAGCAGAGUUUGGGCUGUAGAUCCCAGAAUAGCUUGUUUCAGCCUAAAUUCAAGGAGACCAUCUAACAAUGGGAUAGGGAGGUGGUUUGUGAGGGUUGAUUUUUUGGUUGUUUUCAAGUAUGGGCAUUGGACUUGUGAAAGGAUGAAUUGGACAAUGUCCUUGUGACCAAGUGGUGGUUGCAUCUCACAGUCUGGGCCGCAAAGCCCACCAUGCUAUUAGCUCUCACCAGAUUUAAACAACGUAUGCCUCUUGCUCCACACAUAUUAAACUGGGACCCAACCAUUGAACACACAGCAGUCACACAGAGCCUUCCCACCGGCCCAGGCACUGCACUUCCGGGCAUCAGAGGCUAACAAUGCUGCCUUGCAUCAGGAGCCUCUGCGGCCCAGCUCUGCAGUGUGCUGCCCUGAGCUGCGCAGAGGCACUCGGAGCUGCUUAUUUGCAUCAGGAGAUAUAACUGUCCAGUCCAAUUAGGAACAACAUUCUGACUACUGGUUUGUUUACUAAAAUAAGAUGGCAGAAGAGAAGAGGAAGAGCUUCUUGUUUUCCCAGGGCAGACCGUGUGGUCAGGGAGAGGUCUAUAUGCCUUUAGCUUUUAAUUUGUCAUGUAGUCUUCUCUUACAGAACACUUUGAUGAAUAAACAUUUUUCAGGAGGACAGCAGCUCUGCAGAAAUAUUCCCAAACAGCUGCAUGCAAGACUGUCUGAUUUGAUUACACCUAACAACCACACAGAAGGAGCAGUGUUCUGUAGUGUCUUAUGAGGAAACUGGACCCAAGUGCUCUGGUAUUGUUUUCAGCCUUUGAAGAAAACAUCUCCAACCUCUGCCAAAAGCCCAAUUUACUGAAUAAUUUUUUUCUAAGUGUAACUUUGCUGUCAUUGUCUUCUUGGUGCACAUACAAUCAGGAGACUAUAAGCUCUUCACAAAAACUGAAGUCACAAAGUAUGAAUAUAUUUUUUUAACCAAGAAAUAUUCAUGCUUCCCUUGAAACUCACACAAUAGAAAUCUGGCUGAAAAGACAAGUUUGUUAUUAGGCUCCAGAUUUCGGUUUGCAAAUUUGGGCUCAGCCAUAUCAAGAAGUGAUAACAAACAGUAGUAAGGAAGGUCUGCUGUUAGAAAAGGAUUGAUCCACAUAAUUCGGUCCCAGAGAUUAUGGCAUGAAACAUGAGCUACAGGGACAAAUCACAAGGAAUGAAAUCCACUUAAGAAUUUCAAAGUGUUUGAGAAAGGAGGCUGGAGUCAUCACUCAUCUAAUGUGUGGAGAAAUGGGGACAUUUAAAAAAAAAGAGGGGGGGUGGUCACGUAUUCCUGCAGUUAGGUAACAUCAGAAGCAGGACUAGACCUGGAUCCACAGAUUUUGUUCAUGUGCUUUAAUCCUGGAUAAAUAUGCCAUAUCCAUUUUUUAUAAACCUUCAUUAAGCAGAUGCUAUUCCAAAAUUAAUAUGAAGUAGAUGAAUAUAAUUCAGAGGAGGACACAGAUUUAUCAAAAGAGCUGUUCAUUAAAUGUAUACUUUACUUUAGUAUACACAUACCUUUCAUAAUCCUGAACUGAGCAACAAUCUCAUCUUUCCCUACUAUACGAGAGAACAAUUAUUGAGAAAAAGGAUUCAGGAAAUAACUGGUAAUGAAGACAAGUCUUAAAAGUUCCCAAACUUUAGAUAGAUUAUUUAUGAACCAAAAGAUAGCUAAAACUUAUCUCAGUAUUCUUUGACGUGAAUUAUUCAGUCUACUUCAGAACAGUUUUGUUAGGAAUAUGAUGUACUGCAAAUUCUAAGAUAGCCACCAGAUUCACCUGCCAUUUGAUGCCCAUUGUUUUUCAGUGAGAAUGUGGCUGCAAGGAGAUGAUUCAUUGCAAAUUAAACGGCUCAUGUCAUACUCAGCAAAUUAACAGUGCUCAAUACAACAUUAGCUACUUGCAGCCAUUGUGUUACUUUAUUUUAACAUAAAUUGAUAUCCUCUACAUCUUUACACAUCUGGAGGAUCCUAGGGGUCAAUUGUCCUUCCUUUUCUGCAGCCUUAACCCUCAUGGGGAGCGCAGCACUGCCAGAAGGCUUACAAGAGUAGAGCGUGGCAACAUACCACCUCCUGCAGCUGCCCAGGCUGCAGCCAGCGCCACAGGAAAAGCAACUCAGCAAGCCACCCAAAACAGCUCAUUAAUUAGGUAUCUUCCCCUAACUAGUUGCAUAAAAACUAUAAAAUGAUUAAAACAGAUGCUGUAUGCUUUCACAUUAAAUCUUUUCAGGCUGGUUAACAUCACUUUUACAUCAUAAUAUUAAUGGGCCCUAAGAUUUAUUAGAGAUUAACACUACUAAAGCCUUGGAAAGCACAAAAAUGAUUAAAUUAUCAUACAAAACACCGUAGUUAUAACUUUUUUUAAAAGUUGCUUGUUAACAAACUAAUAAAUUAAAACUUCUCACUCAGACAGACCUUGCAUUACUGUUAUUAGCGACACUUAUGAGCAACAACAUUAAGGAGAGAUGUGAAAUUUCUUUUCUUUAGAAAACACUUUUCUGAACAUUUGUCUGACUAUGUGAUUUACAUACACAUUCGUAUACUAUAUCCACUGGUUUGAUAUUUCAUAUCCUUAACAUACUUUAAUCAAUU